Molecule: messenger RNA, 336 nt
Organism: Prunus armeniaca (apricot)
Lineage: Eukaryota; Viridiplantae; Streptophyta; Magnoliopsida; Rosales; Rosaceae
Source: the annotation of a GenBank genome assembly
AUGUUACUUGUAAGGUUAUUAUUCGAUCUCCCUAUUCCCUUAUAUCUCGUUGCUUCAGUUAGUAUCAGAAAAGGCCUUGCCUCACUCGAAGUGCCUCUAGUGGUGCGUUUAGAUGGAGAAGAUAAGACCCGUGGAGACGGAGAACCAAUCACUCUUGAUGAAUUCAAUACAGCCAUCAAGGGUCUACGUCAGAUGAUCCUAAACUUGGGAAACCAAGCACGACCAGACGAAGAUAGAGGAGAAGACCAGUGUAACAAAUGGCGGCCCCUACGACACCCUUGUCGAGAAGAUAGUGAUGUAGAGUCGGAGGAAGAAAUUUCUAACGAUCAUGCCUAA